Molecule: messenger RNA, 2613 nt
Organism: Purpureocillium takamizusanense
Lineage: Eukaryota; Fungi; Ascomycota; Sordariomycetes; Hypocreales; Ophiocordycipitaceae
Exons: 3
Coding region: 182-2296 (704 amino acids)
Cellular component (GO): ubiquitin ligase complex; cytoplasm
Molecular function (GO): protein binding
Source: RefSeq, a predicted model, not a curated record
CAUGACCGCCACCAUGGACCACCAACGCUGCCGACUAAAGCGGCCGUCGCUUCAUGACUGAACUCAUGCCUACCUAAGCCCUAGCAUUGACCGUUAUCUCCUUUGUAUUGUACCACCCGGCUUUGCUUCCUUUUUUUGUCCUCUUUUUGUCGUCGCCGUGCCGUCUCGGCAGAAAGCCGCCAUGGUGCUUCGCAAGCACGAGCUUGAGGGCAAGCUCGGGGAGGAGAGCGCACUGAUCAAGAGUGGCGUGCUGCGCGACGAGAACCCCCUCGACCAGAGCCCUGAAUUCCAGGACUUCCUCCUCGCUUGCCGCCAUGGCGACCUACGCAAGUGCCAGGAGCUAAUCGGUCUCGGCGUCAACAUCAACGGCAAGGACAAGUUUGACUAUACGCCCCUCAUCAUUGCGAGCUUGUGCGGCCAUUACGAGCUUGUUCAAUUGCUUCUAGAGUCUGGAGCCUUGGCCGAGAGGAAUACGUUCCAGGGCGAGCGCUGCAUAUACAACGCCCUCAAUGACAGGAUACGAAACCUGUUGCUUCAAUACGACUUCUCCAAAACGUCUGACCCUUACGUAUACUGGUCAACACACAUCUCUAGCCUGUUCACUCGGACUAACCCUCACACGUCGGACAUCACCCUCGUGGCUGGCAGCCGGGCGUUCAACCUGCACAAGUUCCUUCUCGCGUCUCGCACGCCGUACUUCCGUCGCAGGCUCGAAGCUCAGCCCGAGACGGCGACAUGGAACUUGGCGCCCACCAUCCCCGUCGAGGCCCUUCAGAUCGCACUGCGGUACGUCUAUCUGGGCGACCUCCCGCGGGACAUCGUCCCUUCUGGCAGCCCCAUCUCCGAGGAGGAGGUUGCCAAGGGCCUCGACAAGGUCAGCAAGCAGCUCGAGGUGGAGCAGCUGUGGGAGGCCAUCAUGGCCGGCGGCGAUCGUAGGCUCGCGCGCCAGCGGUUCCAGGACGAGGAGGAGCGGGCGCUGCGCCAGAUUCGCGACUUCUUCCGCCGGCAUGUGCUCGGCGGGAAGAUGGUGGUCGACACGGAACGCGUAGACGACAUCAAAUGGGAAUAUGACAACGCGGCGUUUGCGGACGUGCUGCUGAGAGCAGACGAGCAGGACGAAGGUGUUGACGACGGAGCCGCGCAGUCGGCGCCGACGCUCAACGGCCAGGGCAUCCCGAUUGGGACAGAAUCAGGCGGCAAGAAGCCUCGUAAAUCGGCCCUGUACCCUGUACACAAGGCCAUGCUUAUCCGCAGCGAGUACUUUGACAAGAUGUUCUCGGGCGACUUUGUCGAGUCGCGGCGGUCGGAGCACCUCCGUGUGAUCAAGAUGGAUUGCUCGCCCGCUGUGCUGGAGCUUGUUCUCACGUUCCUCUACACGGAGAACACAAACUGCCCGCUGGAGCACGCGCUCGACCUCCUCUACGCCGCCGAUAUGCUCUUCCUCGACAGCCUCAAGAGCAAGGCCGCAGUGGCCAUCAGCACGCUGGGAAGCGGCACGCGCAACGCCCUCGUCGAUCGCACCCACGCGCACGCGCACGCGUCCGCCAACGGCAACGGAAACGGAAACGGAAACGGCGACACCGACGGGCCAAAGGCAACAAACACGAGUGGCGUCAGUGGACCCGACACGCCGACCCCUUCCUCCUCUCCCGCAGAGAUGGAGCCCAUCAACAUCUACGACGUCAUCCAUGCGGCGUGGGACUUGCGCGUGCAGCGCCUCGAGGAAUUCGCGGCGCGGUACCUCGCCACGCGCCUCGAGGACUACAUCGACGACCCAGACUUUCAAGAGCUCAUCCGCGAGAGCGCCUCGCGCAUCCAGCGUCGCGAGGAGACGGACACGAUCGAGCUGCUCGACGACAUCCGCUACUACCUCUCGGAGCGCUUCCGCCUGCGCUUCGAGGACACGGGCCUCGACGAGGUCAUGCUGGGCGACGACGGCGAGCCGCUCCCCGCGUCCGCCGCGGGCGAGAUUGACCCGGCCAUGGCGGCCGCGCUGGCGGACCGGAGCGCCGAGAUGGCCGCUGCAGCCACUGCCACCGCCACCGCCACCACCGACACGACCACCGAAAACAUGCUCGAUGCCGAGCAGAAGUCAGCGCCAGACGCCAACGGGGUUGCCGUGGUCGGGCCAGGGAAGGGGCAAGUCGGAAUCCCCGCCGCGGAACACGGAGACGACGCGGUGCGUACGCUCGACGGCGCGAUGGCGGAGGACGAGUUUGCCUCGGACGCCAUCAACUACCAGAUCCUGCUGGGCAAGAUUGACGCGAUGCUGGACCGGCUCAAGCUCGAUGCGUAGAAGGAGGGAGAAGCAGGGAAUGAUGGUUAGAAGACUUGUGGCAUGGAUAGACUUGACCGCCCUUAGGAAGGAGGACAGAGCCUGCUUUGCAUAAGAACACGGCUGCAUAGGGGAUCCAUGACGACGGUUUGCAUAGACAAAAGCAGUGUAGUGCCGUCCGCUGAGUCACGUAUCGCGACGACAGCGAGUGGGUGGCGGCAUAUUGACGAAGACACGACGAUGGAAUGCAGGGCAAAUGGUCUACAACAUCGCCCCGCAGAUGUUCUGCUAGAAAUACAUGCGCUAGUAUUCACACCUAUUCAACCAUGUUAUAUGAC